GCGGAGGGUGUGUGUCGUCCUUCUCAUCUUUAUCUCUCACUGAAAAACAAUCUUUUUUUUUUUUUUUAUCCAUUGCGUUGGCAAACUUCCUUUGUUUUACCUCAUUGUAAAUGAACUAGUAACGUAGAUAUAUUUUACAAAAAUUUUGAUUUAAAGAAAAAAACAUGAAUACGUUCAGUGUAAAGUUGUACGCCCUGGGUUGCCUGCUGACCUGUCUUACAGCAGCAGGUCACAGGAUGCCUAAUUUCAUAGCUCAAGAUGACCUUAGUGACGGGCAGCACGAGAUCAGACUCCACUAUAAUGGUGUUACCGGCAAGCAGACAUCGGUGGGUCGCCAGCAGGGAAGUGAAAGUGGGUUGGUCUUAAGGCAGGUGAGCCACCAUCGUCACUUGCUGACAUUAAUCAUGGUUGGAGAAGUGACUGACAGCACAAGUGUGGACGGCCUGUCGCUCAGAGACUGUGAAAUUACAUCUGACCCCACUGAAGUAAGCCUCUUCUUGGAUACCUUCAAGGAUGACGUGGAGACUGCCAGAAACAUACCUGCUGGUUCAUGGUCUGGGGAGCUACACAACGUAACCUUCGUGCAUUUGGACAGUGAGAGUCAGUUGCCAGAAUACCUGAGACCCAUCACUCACUUCAGGGAGCUCCGCUCACAGUGCAAGGCUCACCACCGGAGGGUACGGAAGGCAGUAAAGGCGAGGAGGCAGAUGGAAAAGUCUACUCAUAACCAACACACUCUGACACACUCCAGGUCGCGACGGGCAGUUUUGGAACACAUGCGAUUCUUUCCGUCGACCAAGUGGUGCGGCGCCGGCUACAGCGCUUCUGUAUAUGGAGAACUGGGAGGCUCCUCUGGGGCAGACAAGUGUUGUCGUCAGCAUGACCUACACUGUCCCUAUUAUAUUGGCUCCUUCGAGAAUAAAUAUAGCCUCAUGAACUGGAGCAUCGGUACUAUAAACCACUGCGCCUGCGAUGAGAGAUUUAAAGCAUGUCUGAAGAUGGCUGGCACUGGUGCCGCAGACAUGGUGGGCAACGUGUUCUUCAACGUGGUGAAAACUCGUUGCUUCAGGUUCGAGAAACAGAAGGUGUGCCGGAAGUGGUCGUGGUGGGGACGCUGCGAGAAGUACAGCAUGAAGAAUGUGGCCGUUUUGAGGGAAAACGUGCCCUACACCUCCUGAAUAUUCGGCCAUCAAAGUUACCUCAACGACUACCACGUUCCUGAAACAGUCUCUGCGCCAGGAGCAGGUUCUAUGCAUGACCUACACUUGCUUGCAUGAACCAACGGUGCCACACGAAUUUCUUUCAUAACCAUGAGCAUCACAUGGUUUCCAGAGGCUACAGUUUCCUGCAAGCCUUUCAGGCCAGGAAGGCUACAGGUUGUGCAAUUCUAUAACAGACUACAGGCUGUGCAGCUCUACAGACGAAGAUUCCUUUAGAAAUUAUCGCUCAUAUACCUAUGAGCUGGGCUUUUUUUUUUUAACCCAUAGUCAGCGCCGUUCUCCAGAAAAAAGCGUCAAACUCGCUAAGUUAUUCUGAGGAAGCUUUCAACCAACCAGUAUAGUUCUUAAUGGAAAACAUAAACUGGAACUUUUAAGAAUAGCCUUCAGCUGUUUUUCCUAUUAGAAGACUAAUCUGAACACUUUUCUCGAUAGAAGUAGACUACAGUUUCAGUUCUGACAGCAAAAUAUUUGAACCAGAGCAUCCUUCUAUAAGAACCGAACCGAACCAGAUCUACCAAAGAAAGUCGAUAGCGCCCUAUCCUUUGCGGAAAGCCCUAGAUUGAUUGGACAGAUGCUCAGCCGCAUAUGGAUUAUUUUUAUCUGAUAGCCACAGCCUCAUACUGUUCUUCCAGCAAGAACAAUAAUCGCCAAUGUUCCCCCAGGGACCCGGCAAGGCUAGUUGCAGUCCUGUGGAAGGAAACGGUGACCAGGUUCUGCUACCAAAGAUAGAACGUCCUCAUCCUGGAGUGUGAGGCGUUCCCAACUCUUCCUUCUAAUUACAGAUUAUUUUGAGGGAGUAAGUUCCUCGGAUGUUUGUUAUAACAUUUGGCCAUUUCUCAGGAAGGGAUUGAAAACAAUUGACUAACCUUCAGGUACCUAUUUACUUCAAGGGAACAGAGGCAACGAGUGUAAGGAAACUUGCUCAUACAUCCAUCCCGGGCAAGUUGAGAAGUUAAGGCAAGCUUUCCUACUCCGUUGCUUAUGUUAACCUAGCCGUUAAUGGGUACUUGGGUGUUAUUCGAUCUUUAUGGGCCGCUUCCAAGUAAUGGUCAACAACUGCUAUAACAACAAACAUCUGAUAAACUCAUACUAUCUUAAAAUGACUUAAACACUCAAUAUACGUUAGAAAUAAUGAAGCUGUAUACUCGUAAGCAGCGAAUACUGCCGUAAGGCAACACUGACAUAGGGACUCGCCUCAAGACAUGAAAAAUGUUAAGAGGUAAGGUAUUAAAGACCCGUUGUUGCUUUGGCUCUCCAUCCCAAUUGUGAACUCAGUACUUGAAAUUAUCCUAAGGCAACAUGCUUAGGACAAGAAAUAAUUAGUAACCCUAUCACACAGUCUUAUAAUAUCGAAUUGGUGAUUUCGAUAAAUAAGUAGUAAACAGUAAUAAACUGUUUCACAAACAGCUUCAGUUUGCACCACUUAAGGCUAAAAUGUAAGAAUUUAGCAUAUAUCAUAUUUUGAAGGGAUAGGAUAAAUUAUUCCUGUAAUUUACUUGCAAAAUUUAGGUUCAUUAGGGUUUUUAUUCCUCCCAAAAAGUAUUGUAUUGACUAAAAAAAUCAUAUUAGAUACUACCUUAAAAAAAGUUAAAAUGGUGCUAUUGGGGAAAAGCAAAUUUUGUAACAUUAAUAGUACAGAAUAUCGACAAGGUAAAAAGACAUAGUAUGUCCAACACUUGGGUAUUUUAUGGAGACGCAGGUGUUGCACAUGUGUUUAUCGGAAAGCAAAUUAAUGUGUAAAGGAACACAGUAUCAACAGUUGCUUAAAUUCCUAAGAUUCAAGUAAACACCUGUGAAGUUAAUUAUGAGUGCUUUUAGUAGUCACCGUCCCUUGAAAGGGCGCCUUGAUGCCAGUAGAGGGCUCUUGUUCUAAACAAGUGGAACUACCCUCUUAUUCAUUAGAUCAAAUUUGAUUAUCUCCCAUUCCCCAGGCGCUAUAUGACUCCUACAGCUUUUAGCGCUUCCCCACGAAAAAAAAAAAUAAUUGAGAACUAAAUGAACAGAUAAAGUUUUUGCUAUACCAAAGUGUAAUGAUGUUGUAUUUAUCAGUUUUGGUUUAAGACCACAUUUUCGUUUUUACGCGUUUCGUAUCAUAGCAAUAGUCAUUUCAUUUUACAAGACAUUUACAUGCCAUAACAUACCACUUAACACACCAUACCAUCACUCGAUUCACUAUCAUUUAUUUACCGUGAGCAGUCAGGUGCAUUGUAUGAUCACAUCAUUCACCUUGAUCACAUUUCACCAGUGGAGUCUAAAAAGGCUCAAACAUUUCGCAAUGUAAAAGUAGGUCUAGUAAUAUUUGUUAUAUUGUACCGCAAAACAUGGAGGCAGCAUCUCUGAUUACACUGUAGAAAUGACCUAAGUUUAUUGGUAGAUGUCUACUGUCACUCAGAUAUAAAGUAUAGCUGAAAUUGUUCCAUUUAAAAUGUGUAAGCUAUAUUUCUAGCACAUGGUUGUGCAGGUAACAUUAAGGUAUCAUGUGUUUGUGUAUAUAGUCUGUUCUUGCAAAGUGGUUGUAAAUACAAGAAUAAAAGUAAUAUUUAUUUUUGUUUAGUGUAUUGGUGACAUUAACGCUGUCUAUUUUUUACCAAUAUGUGAUGGUCUGUAUCGAUGUAUUUAUUUGUGAACCAGUGUCACGUAAGUUUAUAUAAGAGUAUUUGUGUUAACAGAACUUGGAGUAGGAAAACUAGUAAACCGUUUGUCCUGCUUAUUGAUAUUUGUAAUAUUGUUUGUAUUACUGUAUUUUGAUUUUUAACAAAUAUUUUAAUGCAGAAAUAUCUUUAUUACAAUGUACAUUAUUAAUACCCAAUGUAACAGACAUUCCUAAGAGUUUAAGUUCCUAUGAUGGAAAUAUUUAAUAGAUGGCAUUUGCCUUGUACAGUAUUAUUAAAUUUUAGAAUAAAAUGCUAGAUUUUUCAAAA
Molecule: messenger RNA, 4141 nt
Organism: Cherax quadricarinatus
Lineage: Eukaryota; Metazoa; Arthropoda; Malacostraca; Decapoda; Parastacidae
Product: group 3 secretory phospholipase A2
Biological process (GO): arachidonate secretion; phospholipid metabolic process
Source: RefSeq, a predicted model, not a curated record